Messenger RNA from Chanos chanos (milkfish), 774 nucleotides. RefSeq names its product V-set domain containing T cell activation inhibitor 1 (gene vtcn1). Gene Ontology annotation, cellular component: external side of plasma membrane. Gene Ontology annotation, biological process: regulation of cytokine production; T cell receptor signaling pathway. The record is from RefSeq and is a predicted model, not a curated record. Gene Ontology annotation, molecular function: signaling receptor binding. NCBI's taxonomy places the organism in Eukaryota, Metazoa, Chordata, Actinopteri, Gonorynchiformes, Chanidae. The transcript is spliced from 5 exons. Bases 1 to 774 code for a protein of 257 amino acids.
AUGGCCUCAUUUGGUCAAAUCAUCUUCUGGGGCAUGAUCGUCCUCAUAUUUAUAAUAAGUGGACUCAUCAUUCUCAUUUUGGCUUUGGCAUUUUCAGUUUCAAACGGUUUUGUGGAAAGCAGUGACCUCUUUCCUGUGGGGAAUCUGGGGCAGGAUGUAAUCCUGCACUGCAGGUUCAAUCCCAGCAGUGGGACCGGGGUGAAAAUGAAUGAUGUGUCAAUCACCUGGGAGAAAAAGGGACUCAGCGGAGUGGUGUACCAGUACAAGAAUGGAGCAGCACAAUUAAAAGACCAAAACCCACUAUUCACAGAGAGGACUCAGCUUUUUACAGAUUUCAUCACGCUGGGCAAUGCCUCCCUGCUGCUGAGGAGCGUAAGGAUGGAGGAUGCCGGCGUUUACCAGUGUAGCGUUAGUGCUCCUGCAAGCCGAGGGACUAUCAGUGUACAUCUCAGAGUGGCUGCUUUCUCAGCUCCUACAUUCACCAUCUCAAACACAAGUCUGACUGCUGAAGCACAGAGAUGGCUCCCCAAACCAGAUGUGAGCUGGUCGGACUAUGCAGGGAAUCCCUUAAACGCGAGCACUCAUUUUUACAACAAUUCUGCUGGGAUACUACGAAUAGUGAGCACCCUUCAAGACCCAGUGAGAAUGGAUGACACAUAUACCUGUGUUAUCCAGAACAUUCUAGUGAAAGCUGUCUCCCAGGCAACACUGACAGACGACAUGAUAUACAGUGGAUGUCCCAGCAGAUACAUGAACUACAGGCAUUGGCCAUGA